Olea europaea var. sylvestris is the source of this 2687-nucleotide messenger RNA. Its product is annotated as rop guanine nucleotide exchange factor 7-like. NCBI's taxonomy places the organism in Eukaryota, Viridiplantae, Streptophyta, Magnoliopsida, Lamiales, Oleaceae. The record is from RefSeq and is a predicted model, not a curated record. Bases 378 to 2480 code for a protein of 700 amino acids. The transcript is spliced from 7 exons. Gene Ontology annotation, molecular function: guanyl-nucleotide exchange factor activity.
AUUGACCUGUCCUCUCAACACUAAAAGUCUAAAAGAAAACAACUCAUAUCAUAAAGCUCUUGCAAUUACAUCCUUUAGCAUGUAAUGAUUAUGUGAGAGCCCUUGUUUAAGCAAAGCCAAACAUGGUGAAAGCGCCAGGUUUAAGCAAAGCCCAGCAGGAAGGAGCCUCAUUCCCUUUAUUUGUCUACCUAUCAUUGUGAGAAAAAACCUUUUUAUUCCAUUUAUCACAUGCCCAUCAUUCAUCUUUCUUCAGUGCUUGAACAACUAGUCUUGAAUAAUUAUUGCCAUUUCCACAAAUCCAAACCACAUUUCUUGCCUUUUGUUUUUACUUUUAGAACACUGGACAUGGUUGAGGUAAAAAUUGAAGGUAAUUCCUUAUGGAUAGAACUCUUUCAAACCAAGAAGAAAGAGAGGCCACUAUGCAGCACCGGCCAAAGCUCAAGUCUUUUUCACUUCUGAAGCAGACUACUAGUUCAAGAAAUUCCGACCCAAUAUCUACAUUGUCGUUUUGGGCUUCAAAAUCUAUUAGAAUCUUGAAAAACAGAGCCAAAGUGGCUAAUGGGUUUUCCAGUAAAAGGUUCCAUUUUGAUGGUAUGGUAGUGAAUAACUCUGUGUAUUGUGCUUCUCCCAGUUAUCUUGAGGCUGCAAUGGAAGGUUUGGUAACGGAUAGUGAAAUAGUAGAACAGGGAAAUGUUGGGUUUAGUGAGAAUAGGAGUAAAACUGGUGCCUUUUUGGAUCUGAAUGAAGAGGAGAUUAGAGAGAGUAGUUCAAGUUCUGAUUUUCUGGCUUCUGAAAUUACUAGGAAUGAUGAGAACAGCAGUUCUGAGGAUUCUUCUUCACCACCUUCAAUGGGUUGGUUAAUGCAGAAUAAUGAAAGGCCACAUCGUGUCAAAUCUGAUGUUUCUAAAGAGGUUGAGAAACCCCAUUUGGAUAACAGAAAAUUAGAGAAGCAAGGGUCAUCUCUGUCAGGAUUUUCGUGUUGUGUAGAAAUUGAGAUGAUGAAAGAAAGAUUUUCAAAAUUGCUGCUUGGGGAAGAUAUGUCUGGGUGUGGAAAUGGGGUUUGUACUGCUCUGGCUACAUCAAAUGCUAUUACUAAUCUUUGUGCUACACUUUUUGGGCAAAUAUGGAGAUUGGAACCUUUACCAACUGAGAAGAAACUGAUGUGGAGAAGGGAAAUGGAGUGGCUUCUUUGUGUUAGUGAUCAUGUUGUUGAAUUGAUACCUUCUUGGCAGACAUUUCCAGAUGGAAGCAAGCUUGAGAUCAUGACUUCCCGACCCCGGUCAGAUCUAUACAUUAACCUGCCAGCUUUACGGAAAUUAGACAAUAUGCUACUUGAAAUAUUAGACAGCUUUGAAAAUUCAGAGUUCUGGUAUGUUGAUCAUGGUAUUUCAGCGCCAGAAACCAAUGGAGCUUCCUCUUUCCGCAUGCCACUUCCCCAUCAAGAGGAAAAAUGGUGGCUUCCUGUUCCUCGUGUCCCAACUGGGGGCCUCAGUGAAGAAGCAAGAAAGAGGUUACAGCAUAGUCGUGAUUGCACAAACCAAAUCCUUAAAGCUGCAUUGGCCAUCAACACUUCUGCUUUGGCUGAAAUGGAUAUUCCCGAUGCAUAUCUAGAAGCACUUCCUAAGAAUGGAAAAGCUAGUUUGGGGGAUCUUAUUUAUCGCUACAUUAACUCAGAUCAGUUUUCACCUGAAUGUUUGCUCGACUGUCUUGAUUUGUCUUCUGAGCAUCAUGCUCAAGAAAUUGCAAACAGGUUUGAGGCUUCAAUCCAUGUGUGGCGCAGAAGAUCAAACUCAAAACCAUUACAAAUGGCACAACGAUCCAAUUCAAAGUCAUCGUGGGGAAUGGUCAAAGAUUUUGUGAUUGAUGCAGAUAAGAGAGAAUUGCUUGCAGGCAGAGCUGAAAGCCUGCUUCUAUGCUUGAAGCAACGGUUUCCUGGUCUCCCUCAGACCUCUCUGGAUAUGAGCAAAAUCCAAUAUAAUAAGGAUGUCGGCAAAUCCAUUUUAGAGAGCUACUCAAGAGUUCUGGAGAGCCUAGCAUUCAAUAUUGUGGCACGUAUCGAUCACCUAGUCUUCGUGGAUGACUUGGCUAAACAUUCAGAUAAGCUCUUGCCAGUCUCCAACGUUGGGAUGAUGGCUCAUAAGAGUGUUGGCAUUCGACUACCAGUCCUGUCCAGCACGCCGUACAAAACAGCUUUUGCAACGCCGAGCUUCUCACCUGCAGAGCACAUAAGUCCUGCAAAUGGAGAUAGGUCUCCAUAUAUUGAAAGCAACAAGCUUUCCUUUCGCGGGUUUGGUGUGAAAAAGGUUUUGACAGAUUAUCUGAGCUUUAAUUCAAAAGGGAAGGAAUUUAGCAACCUUGGAAGAUCAGAUUCCUUUUCGAGUACAACUCGGGAAACGUCGACAUCUCCUUCAGUUGAAUCUUGCAGGUUUUCAAAAGAGGCUGGUAGUUCACAGAUACACCAUUCAGUUGGGGAAGAAUGAACAAAUUGGUCCUUCUUCAUUCCUUCAUUUAUCUUCUUCUUCUUGUUUUCUUUUUUAGAUUUCCAAGGCUACAUAUUUAAUUCAUGUAUCAAUAUUAUCAUCAGCUGAGUGCAAUGUAUUCCCAAUAUACAAUCUCCUUUUUGAGAUUGCAGCUAUUCAACUGAUUUCAUCUUCAGAAAAAAUGGUAUAUUGCAGCUAUUCAACUGA